Malassezia globosa CBS 7966 is the source of this 3372-nucleotide messenger RNA. RefSeq lists its product as uncharacterized. Gene Ontology annotation, cellular component: membrane. The transcript has a single exon. Lineage: Eukaryota; Fungi; Basidiomycota; Malasseziomycetes; Malasseziales; Malasseziaceae. The record is from RefSeq and is a predicted model, not a curated record. The coding region runs from base 1 to 3372 and encodes 1123 amino acids. Gene Ontology annotation, molecular function: calcium ion binding.
AUGAAUAUCCCGUCGCAAAACUUCUCAGUGGGGUCUGUCAGGCAUCUCUCAUUUUCGUCUGACGAAUGGUCACAGGCACCGGUUCAUGCUGAUGCUCCUAGACCACAACUACCCAUCGCCAAGUCGAGUGACCUCAAUGCAUUGCAUUUAGACUCAUCUGCAAAUGAACAACAAAAAUUUUUGGACUUUCAUUCUAUGUCAUCGCGAAGUGCUGCAGGGCUUCACCUCUCCGCGCUAGCGCCUCCAGGUCCUACUGAUCAUUUGCCGAUCGGACUUGGUUUGAGUCCUUCAUCGACCAGUGCGAAUAGCGAGCAGAAUUGCCGAUCUUCUCCCAUCCAGCCAACUACAGUUCCUACACCCUCUUUGGAAACAUCGGUCAAUCCGUUUUCGGCGGUCGACUUGGCUCACGCUUCAGCACAUCCGCCCGUUACUCCGGGGGGGCACAACAUGCCUUUGUCCAUGGCUUCGUCUACGACUAUAUCGAAGGAUCCGCAAGAGCACGUAGGAUACGUCUCACCGAAACAUAUGCAACGCUCUAAGCAACUGCUUCCUGAUAUUGGCGCGUCCAUCGACGAACUAGCAUCCGCAGCGGCUGAUGCGCGCGUUCAUUUUCACGGUGGUCGCUUUGAUACAUGCAACGAGAAAAUCGACUCUAUCAAGCAGCUGAUCAAGCGCAUCGCUGAGAUGGGCAUGAUUGGCUUGACGCUGUCGACAGAGACGCAGCACAUGAGGCGCCAUAGCACAUCAGCGCUGCCAUACGGCUCCCUGAUGUCGCCUGAUGAAGAAAAGCAAAUUGGCUCUGCGGCGACGUUUUCUGCGCUUGCAGAUGAUGUCGAGUCCAGGAAGCGUCGCCUCAAUGGUGAGCUGCACCAAGAGCAUCCUUUCAAGUCUCAACGCGGCGCUCAGUCGAAUGCACCGUCAACGCGCUCCCGCUCGCGUUCAGACUUGUCCGACUUCUCGAAGGCGAUCUCAAGCACGGAGCCACAUUUUAACGCUGGUGCUGUAUUUUCACCAAAGCUACAUUCAAACGUUUUUGAUUUCAAUGUCCCUCAACCGGCUAGUCUUUCUCAGCGUCAACAACCUGUGCAUCCCCAGACCGCGUUCUCAGACCACACGAAUGCACCCCACGAUGUUCAAGGUGUGCCGUCGACGACGUCAAACCCAUCGAGUAUUCUCCACUCACAAUUAAUGCCUUCAAGUCCUCAGAACAAUGUAACGAAUGCCAGUAGCACAUCCGUGCACGGCACUAGGCCGUUAAAUUUUGCUGCCACGGCAAGUACAGCGACAUCGUCUGGAAAUGAGAACUCGAUGCAUCAUGUUACAUCUACCCCACAAGCUAUGGACAUGACGCUCAAGAGCGGAUCUCACAAUGCAUGGACUCCAUCAGAUUCAAUCGGCGAGCUCAAACCAUCAUUGCACUUGGAAUCGUUACCUAUGCCGAACAUGGCGGAUUCUUCACUGGAACCAACAACGCCUGGGUUAAAGGAGGCCCCUCUGCAACACGAUGACGCAAAUGAAGCGCUCAACGACCGUUCUAACCUGGGUGGGCCUGAGCUUUCAGCCGAACUUCGUUCCGUGUACGAGGAAACGUUCCACGAAUUUUUAACGUCGCUCUGCUCAAAUCUAGAAGCGAAGGACGAACGUGGCGAACUGAUUCACCAGACACUUAUGCCUAAGAAGAUGGCUCGUUUGGAUGAGUCGCCUGAUUUCCGGCCUUUCAAGUUUCGUAUUCAGGCAUUCACCAACGCAUUCCAGUCGGAGCUUCAGCGCCGUGGCUUGUCUGAAGAUGACUUGUCUAUGCGCAAAAUUAAACUCUUCCUUUGGACACAUCCAUUUAUUUCGCGUUUCAAUGAGGAUGGCAAAAAAGCGAAGUCGAAAGGCAAUCACAUUUGGAUUAUUGAAGCCCGACGCUUACCUGCUGGGCGUUGGGAGUUUUUCACGUUCUCGCCGAAGAUUGCGGCUGCGCCAAGUAAUGUGGCAUACGUGAAUGAGCCGUGGACAUGGAAUCUACGCAUCUGGGAUCCGCAGAUGUCCAGUGGAAGCGUCAAUGUAGCGUUUUCAGCGAAUGCGAUGCCAUCUUGGCUGCACUGGGAAGACGAAGACAAAGUCAUGACUGGCGUCCCACAUCAUUCCUCGCAAGGUGGAUAUGUGAAUGUGUCAGCGGUUUGCAUGCAUCUAGGCGAGCUCCAUCAUCUGGAACAUUCCUUUUACUUACAUGUGGCUGAUCGAUCUGACCCAAGCCGGCUUGAACCACCGACGUCACAAACAGGGGGGGUUCCUGAUGAACAAACAGCGCCAGCUUCUUUGACGGACCUAUUUUCCCCACCAGUUUCAACAACGCCGCAGGGCGCGGCAGUACAGCCACCGAAAAAUGAUGCAUUGUUGCCACAAGGAGUAUCAGUGCCAAUGUCGAUCCCGAUGCCAUCGGCAGCACAGGGUCACGGGCAAGGGCAAGCGCAGCAAGGUGCGGGACCAACGCCAGGCCAAGGAUCAACGACGGCCCCGGGAUCAGCGUCUAUGCCGCCAGGACUAGGGUCUGGGCUCGGCCACAUCCAAAUGCCAGCGCCGACACACGAUCAAGCUAAUACACAUGUUUCAACGCCAGUCCACACACAUCCUCCACCACUGACGACCGAGGGCACAAGAGAGACGACCGUGCCAAUGACUGGACAUGUUCAGGCAUUGUCACAGCCACAGGCACAUGCGCAACUCCAGAUGCAGUCCCCGACCCAGGCAGUGACGCAACCUGCAGCGCAGUCGCCGUCGCAACUGCCGUCAUCGAUGUCGUCCCGACAUGGCGCUUCUGUGCAAGACUCACAAAAGUACGACAUGUUUGACCCGUCACGACCGUCACACGAAUUGCUUCCGUCAAUGCCAUUUCCAUUCACUCCACCGAUCUUUAUGGAUAAGCAUGUGGGCCCGACCGGGGCCUCCGGUAUGGACCCCAACGCGUUGCAAUCGAGUCAUCCACCAGACUCGUCUCACAAUGAAACACUCUUUACUGCUUCUUCGAAUCCUACAUCUGCUGUAUUCAUGGAUAAGACACCAGUUGCAAAUGCUCCGGUACACACACCAGUCUUGCAUAGCACAUCGCCUGUGUCGACUCUCUCCUCAACAGUACACACACCUGCACUGGGAGGCAGCUUUUCGCCUCAAGGACCAGAGCAUGACACACGUCCGAUGAUGCAGAUGUGGAAUCAUAUCGAUCAACGACAACGUGAACAAGCAUCGUCUUUCAUGUUACUUAUGCCUCAGCGACCCCAAUCAUUCACACUAAACGAACAUCCAGGUCAGGGCACACCUAUUAGCAACAUGCCGAAUGAUAUGAAUGCCACACUACCAUCAGUAAAUCAACAUCACCUUGCCUCUUGA